GUGUUUGAAAGAAGAAACAGAUCGAUCUCCUUGCUCUCACCACCAUCAUGUUGGCAGCUCAUCUUCGUUGCCUUCCUCUCCUUCCCAGCAGCAGCUUCUUCUUCACUGAACAGAGCAACAGCUACAAAACAGAUCUGCAAUUCUGCAUCUGCUCUCAACCACCACCGUCAACAGCCCUCUCCAACCCCUUGCCUUCCUCCACCGAACAGCAGACAGACCGAUCUCCCUGCUCUCACCACCAUCGUUUUGGCAGCUCAUCUUCCUUGCCUUCCUCUCCUUCCCAGCAACAGCUUCUCCUUCACCGAACAGAGCCGAAUAAUCCCUCGGGUGUGAAGUUCCAAGAGCUGAUUUUCAGAAUCAAAGAGUCAUCGCGUUGUGGACAAUGGCAACAAGUGUUUUCUCAUUAUCUGGAAAUGAAUAGAUCCGGAGUUCAGUCACCAGACCCUUCAGUCUUCCCUUCAAUACUCAAAGCAUGCCUUAACCUCUCCUCCGGGUCUGGAAAAUCUGUCCAUGCAUCUUUGAUCAAGCAAGGAUGUGUAUUAUUUGCUUCCGUUGGGAAUUCCAUUAUGGACUUCUACAUCAAAUCUGGGGACAUGGAAUCAGCUGUGUUUGCUUUUGAUUCCCUGGGAAGCAGAGUCGACUCAGUUUCUUGGAAUAUAAUGAUCCAUGGCCACCUUGAUCUGGGUUUUGUGCGAGAAGGACUCUGGUGGUUUAGACAGGCUAGGAUUGAUGAGUUCGAACCCAAUACUUCCAUCUUGGUGUUUCUUGUUCAGGUUUGCCGCAGUGUUGUUGCUUAUCAUACAGGAUCUGAGGUUCACGGAUACUUAAUAAGGAGUGGGUUUUCUGCUAUUAAUUCCGUGCAGAACUCAUUGCUGUCUUUGUAUGCAGACGGGGACAUGGAGUGUGCACGUAAACUGUUUGAUGAAAUGUGCGAGAGAGAUGUUAUUUCUUGGAAUGUGAUUAUUGUGGGUUAUAUACAGACUGAGGAACCUCAAGUUAGCCUGCAGUUGUUUCGAGAAAUGUUGUCAGUGGUUGGAAUUCAACCAGAUGGCAUAACAGUGGCAAGUAUUCUAAAGGCCUGCACUAAAGUGGGAGACAUUCACAUGGGAAAAGUAGUGCACGGAAUGGUUAUGGGUAAAGGUUUUAAUGAUGAUUUGUUCAUUGGGAACUCCUUGAUUGAUAUGUAUUCCAAGUGUAAGGAUGUUGACUCUGCCUUCUGUGUUUUUUGUGAGAUGCCAAGGAAGAACAAUGUUUCAUGGAAUUCAAUCAUGUCUGGAUUUGUUCUCCAUGGGAAGUAUUCAAGAGCUCUAUCACUGUUCAACUUAAUGUGGAAGGAAGGAGUUCAGGAGGAUGAGGUGACUCUUGUGAAUCUUCUUCAAGUAUGCAAAUACUUUAUGCGGGGCUUUCUCUGCAAAUCUGUUCACUCUGUGAUGAUUCGACGUGGUUAUGAAUUAAAUGAAUUGGUAGUAAAUUCUUUACUUGAUGCUUAUGCAAAAUGCAACCUUGUAGAUAUUGCAUGGAAACUUUUUGAUGGGCUGAAAAGAAGGGGUGUGGUCCUGUGGAGCACAAUGAUAGCAGGCUUAACUCACUGUGGCAGGGCUGAUGAAGCGAUUAGAAUAUUUAACGACAUGACCAAGGCAGAAGAGAGGCCUACCACCAUUACUAUCAUAAAUCUGCUCGAAGGUUGUUCUAUUUCAGCUGAACUGAAAAUGUCAAAAUGGGCACAUGGAAUUGCAAUUCGAAGUGGCUUGGCUGCAAAUGUAGCUGUUGGAACUGCAAUUCUUCAUAUGUACUCAAAAUGUGGUGCUGUAGAGACAUCCAGAAAGGUUUUUGAUCAGAUUCCUCUAAAAAAUAUAGUGUCAUGGAGUGCCAUGGUAGCAGCAUAUGGCAUAAAUGGACUCCCUAGAGAAGCCUUGGCGUUGAUUGCGGAAAUGAAACUGCAUGGGAUGAGGCCAAACACCGUGACAGCUCUUUCAGUGCUCUCUGCAUGUAGUCACGGGGGGUUAAUUGAAGAAGGGCUUGCCUUCUUCAAAUCAAUGGCGCAAGAUCAUGGCAUAGAACCUGGUUUGGAGCAUUACUCGUGCCUCAUUGACAUGUUGGGUCGAGCAGGGAUGCUUGAUGCUGCAAUUGAAUUGAUUGACAAGAUGCCUAACGGUCUGAAGGCCAGUGGAAGCGCAUGGGGUGCCAUUUUAAGUGCUUGCAGAACCUAUGGCAACAGUGAGCUUGGCACCAAAGCUCUUGCUCACCUUCUCAAGAUUGAACCCUUCAACUCUUCUGGAUAUUUGCUGGCAUUUAGCAUGCAUGCUGCUGACAGUUCGUGGGAUGAUGCGGCAAGGAUGAGGGUGGUAGUGUCUGAAAGGGGCUUGAGGGUUUCUACUGGGUACAGCUUGGUUCAUGUUGGUAACAAGGAUUGUAGAUUUGUUGCAGGAGAUUGCUCCAACGCAAGAGCUGGUGAUAUAAGCAACAUUGUUAAGCAGCUGCACGGUUGCUUUGGCAUCAAUGAAAGGACUGAAUUAGGUGAUGUCUAAUUGUAUAAAAUGAGUUUUUUUUUUUUUUUUAGAAAUAGAAUUUCAUUAAUGUA
Molecule: messenger RNA, 2581 nt
Organism: Rubroshorea leprosula
Lineage: Eukaryota; Viridiplantae; Streptophyta; Magnoliopsida; Malvales; Dipterocarpaceae
Source: the annotation of a GenBank genome assembly